AUGCUCUUGGUCUCAUUCGCAGCCAUUAUCUCUCCCAUCUCUAGCAGCAUCUACUUUCCAGCUCUAAACAAUCUCGCAAAGGAUCUGAAUGUGUCCAUCUCACUGAUCAACAUAACCAUCACAACCUACCUGAUCUUCCAAGGAAUCGCUCCGUCAUUUAUAGCGAACUUUGCAGAUACUCACGGCCGACGACCCGCCUACCUAAUCUGCUUCACCAUCUAUCUAGCCGCUAAUAUAGGCCUCGCAGUACAGGAUAGCUACGCGUCACUCUUGGUCCUCCGCUGCCUGCAGAGCUCAGGCAGCAGUGGGACAAUUGCACUAGGAAGCGCAGUCGUCGCUGACUUGUCAACCAGAGCAGAGCGAGGCAAAUACAUAGGGUACGCGAGCAUGGGCGUGACCCUGGGGCCUGCCUUGGGGCCGAUCAUCGGGGGCUUAUUGGAUCAUUACCUGGGCUGGCGAGCUGUCUUUUGGUUUCUGGUCAUUUUCAGUGGUGUCCUUGGGACCAUCGUUGCUAUUGUCCUGCCUGAAACCUGCCGCGCGGUUGUGGGCAACGGCUCUGUCCCUGCUGCCCAGUGGAACCAGUCUGUAUGGCAGAUUCUAAUGCAGAAAUGGGGAGCCCGAAAGCAAAAGCCAGAGCCAGACUAUCAAACCAUCGAGAAACGGCGUCGACGCGCCAAUCCGUUCGCGUCUGCCCUCAUCGCAACCGACAAGACAGCACUCAUCCUUCUGAUUUACGGCUCGCUAUUGUUCUCCGGCUACAUGGCCGUCUUGAGCACCUUGACCUCCCAGCUGCAAAGCAGAUUCAACUUCAAUUCUAUCCAAAUCGGACUGUGCUACCUCCCUGUGGGAAUAGGCAGCCUGACCUCCCGCUGGACGGUCGGACGGACUCUGGACUGGAACUUUCGACGAGAAGCCCGACGCCAGGAUCUCCCGAUCGAAAAGAACCGACAGCAGGAUAUCCAGCAUUUCAAUAUCGAGGUCGCCCGGUUGGCCGUGACGAUCCCACUGGUCUACUGCGCGUGUCUGUGUAUCAUCGCCUACGGCUGGGUCAUGGAGUAUAAGACUGCGCUGGCCGGCCCGGUGGUGAUGCUCUUCUUCACGGGGCAUCUGGCAUCCGGGGCCUUCAGCUCACUGAGUACAUUGAUUGUGGACCUCCAUCGGCAGAGCCCUGCAACUACAGUCGCUGCGAACAACCUGUUCCGGUGUCUGCUGGGUGCAGGAGCCGUUGCGGUUGCGGAUCCAGUUAUCCAGCGCAUCGGGAUUGGUUGGACGGCCACGAUUAUUGCGUUUCUGUGGGUUCUUUUCAGUCCGUGA
This is a messenger RNA of Aspergillus udagawae, 1314 nucleotides long. RefSeq lists its product as uncharacterized. The coding region runs from base 1 to 1314 and encodes 437 amino acids. Gene Ontology annotation, molecular function: transmembrane transporter activity. Lineage: Eukaryota; Fungi; Ascomycota; Eurotiomycetes; Eurotiales; Aspergillaceae. The record is from RefSeq and is a predicted model, not a curated record. Gene Ontology annotation, biological process: transmembrane transport. The transcript has 2 exons.